This is a messenger RNA of Striga asiatica, 645 nucleotides long. NCBI's taxonomy places the organism in Eukaryota, Viridiplantae, Streptophyta, Magnoliopsida, Lamiales, Orobanchaceae. The record is from the annotation of a GenBank genome assembly.
AUGAUCGAAGUGGACCCCUUGCUCAGGCCGAGGAUCCCGUCGACCCCGCUCGUCGUGAGACUGUUUGAUUGGCCGCAGCCGACGAUCGCGUUGGUGAUCUCCAUGUCGCCGAUCGUUAGGGUCUCGAGGGCUAGGGCGAACGUGCACGAGCGGCCGUCGGCAUCGCAGCCUGGGCGACACCAGUCGAGCAGGCCGCAGUCGCCCGAGCCCAAGCAGGGGACUACGUGGAACGAGGUGGACAUAGCAGGGUUGAACAUCGGGUCGGGCUGCACGAAGCAGUUUUCGCACGGUUUGCACUGCAGCCACAGGAGAUCGCUAGCCGUGUCCAAUACUAGGGUUUGUUUCACGGGCGGGGUUCCGAUGCCGACUAUCACGGCUACCUCACCCCGGAGAAGCCCUAACUCGGUCUUAGGGCUACCAGAGAGUUGGUUGACCAAGGCGGACGUGCGGAUGGCAUCCCUUCUCAUACGGGCUUCGGAGCCGGACAAAUUGGCCAAGUUGACCAAGGGAAGCCUCGUGCUCAGGGGAAGAGUGGUGGGGAGUGUUUUCGUUGGGCGGGCGGUGGUGGUGGUGGUGGUGGUGGUGGAGAGGAGGAGGAGGAGGAGAAAUGGUAGGGAUGCAACAAGAAUAGUCAUGGCUAGCUAA